AUGAAUCCAAGGCUUGAUGCCAUUGAGGCUUCAAUUUCUGAGAUGAAGCAGUUGCUUAAGUCCCACCUUCUCGGAGACACCCAGCCCGCAAUAAAAAGGCCUACAAUUGAUAUUCCGGGAGGGAACAAUGAAUCGAACACCGCGAAAGAUACCAAUGAUAGUGAACAUGAUAUGGUCGUGUCUCCAAACACAGAUACUAAAGCAACGAUUGAAGUCCAGCCUGCGCCAAUCACAGUUGUCCGUCACGUUGGGAGUUUGAUCACGGAGCCCGUGACAAUCGGAGAAAACGACUCGCUCUUGGGACAUAUGACCGAGAUGGGUGUGGACUCGCAAAACUUUUCUGGGGUUUUCCAACAUGGAUUUGAGCAAAUAGCUUCAUGGUAUCCUUUUCCACAUGAGACACUGACAGAUCUCAAACGAGAUCAUCCGCUGCUCUUCGCAAUGUGUCUGCUAGCAGGCAUUCGAGCAACCGAGGGUCUUAAUCGCUCUGAUCUCCAUACCACGCUUCAUGCACUGGUCAAAACUCACUUGGGGAAGAAGACCUUAGAUACACCUAUCGAUCUCUCUACCAUCCACGCCAUGCUGAUCUUCAGCGCUUGGAGCUUUGGACCUCUUAUACCUGGUGGUAGAUACAUUGAUAGCUGGCUGAUGAGCAGUACAACCAUUACUCAUUGCAUGCUAAGCUUUCCCCUACCUGAGCUUAGCUCUCUCACUGGGUUUUAUGAUCAAACAAGCCGCAACAUGUGCAGAAUGUGGAUACAGGCAUCGCUGGUACACUUGAAAUUUGCCAUUGGAACAGGUCGACCAUCUGUGGUUGGGUGCGAGCGUCUUCAUCAGUGGACGGAAAUUGUCAAAUACCCUGGGUUUGAGCCAUUCGACCAUCUUAUUGCAGCAGAGCUCAAGCUUUAUAUCAAUCUCUACGAAGCAAUCUAUCAACCUGUUAGCUCGGUUAGCAAAGCCUGGGAUAUGGUCAACAGGUGGGGACGCAACUUUCUCACAGACGGUAACACUAUACUGAGAUGGGCCCAUUCUUGCGCCUCUCUCAUCUUGUCUCGAUGGGAGCUAGCAAAGCAGGAUCAAUCCAUAUCUCCGAACUCGCCAAAUCGCAGUGGACACAUAAACAGAUUGACUGAAACGGUCAUUCGGCAUGCUAAACUGGUGCUGGAAGAUAUUCUCGUGCUUGGUUCCUCCAAUACUGCAUUUGUUAGACCGACAUACGACUACCUCCUUGCUGCAUAUGCGGGCGUCACUUUAGCAGAAUAUUGCUCAAGUAUACCGGACGUGCACGCAACAUAUACGUUGAUGGAGAAUGUUCGGACACAGGCCAGAAUCCCUAGAAGUAUAGAGGGGGUAUUCAGUUGGGCAACGAACGUUGUGCGAAAGAAAGCCAGGGAUCUUUUGGAUUCAACUGUGUCGAUCAAUGUUGAUGACAACUUUUAUUCAUAUCCACUGUCCGUCGCAGAAUGGGCACCGUUUCGUUUUAUUGAUUCAAUGCCUGCGGCUGAAUGGGAUGGAAUGAACGGGUCUAUGCAACACUUCUAA
Messenger RNA from Penicillium soppii, 1542 nucleotides. RefSeq names its product transcriptional regulator family TF. Bases 1 to 1542 code for a protein of 513 amino acids. The transcript has 3 exons. The record is from RefSeq and is a predicted model, not a curated record. NCBI's taxonomy places the organism in Eukaryota, Fungi, Ascomycota, Eurotiomycetes, Eurotiales, Aspergillaceae.